Sorex araneus (European shrew) is the source of this 8078-nucleotide messenger RNA. RefSeq names its product SAM and SH3 domain containing 1 (gene SASH1). Gene Ontology annotation, molecular function: protein binding. The record is from RefSeq and is a predicted model, not a curated record. Bases 793 to 4896 code for a protein of 1367 amino acids. NCBI's taxonomy places the organism in Eukaryota, Metazoa, Chordata, Mammalia, Eulipotyphla, Soricidae. The transcript has 20 exons.
AGGAUUUCCUGUGAUCGCCCGGCUCCCCGGGGCCGAGGUGCGCGCGCCCUGCAGGACCGACCGACCUCGGCCCUGCCCGGGCAGGAGUCGCUUAAAGAUUAACUUUCUGGGCUGGCGGUGCCCAAGUGCGUCUCAAAGAUUGGAAACUUGCGCGGGCGGGAGGCUGCAGCGCGGCUGCUCUUUCAACAGGCGAUUUGUUCUCCUGUCUGGGGCUCAUUUCCAUGCAAAGCGCCUGACAUCAGAGCACCUUUUGUUGCUAAACGCUUUCUGAAGCAUCGAGGGGAGGGAGUCCGGGGCGGCUGGAAGAGCUCAUUUUGCAGAAAGGGGGUCCGGGGAGGGCCUUGGCGGUUUCCGAGGCACCGCGGUCACGCCCGCCCGGCCCUGCCCAGACUUGCCAGGAGCAAAAAAGAGUCGCGUGCCUGCGUGAGUUGGUUCCCGUCCCGGGGAGGAACGGCUUGGCAGUGUGUUUCUCGGCGGCUGGGCGGCCAACGUUCCCCGCCGUCAAGCCGGGUGGUGCGAACUCUGCCUCCUGCCUUCUCCCCCGAAAGGCCCGGGCGCAGCCGGGCCGGGCCGGGCAAAAGUUUUCUUUCUGGAGUUGUCAGUUCGCGCCGUCACCUAAGAGCCGAGGAGCCGCGAGCGCCCGGCCGCGGCCCGGGGUGGGGGAUGCUGCGCGGGGGCGCGGCUCGCUGACGCGGCGGGCGGGGACCGGGGCCGGGGGGCCGGGCGCGCGCGCUCCUGCGGGCACCGGGGCGCCGCGGGGAGCCGGACGCACGGCCCGCGCCGGGAUCGGCCAUGGAAGAGGACGCGGGAGCGGCUGGCCCCGGGCCCGAAGCGGAGCCCGAGCCCCAGCCCGUGGCCGAGGAGCCGGAGGCGGCUGCUGGCAUGUCCGAGGGCUUCUCCCGGCUCUGGACCGACGUGAUGGGCAUCCUGGACGGCUCCCUGGGCACCAUCGAUGACCUGGCGCAGCAGUACGCAGACUAUUACAACACCUGCUUCUCCGACGUGUGCGAGCGCAUGGAGGAGCUGCGGAAGCGGCGCGUCUCCCAGGACCUGGACGUGGAGAAACCCGAUGCCAGCCCCACGUCACUUCAGCUGCGGUCCCAGAUCGAAGAGUCCUUGGGCUUCUGCAGUGCUGUGUCGACCCCAGAAGUGGAAAGAAAGAACGCUCUUCACAAGUCCAACUCGGAGGACGGCUCUGUAGGAAAAGGAGAUUGGAAGAAGAAAAAUAAGUAUUUCUGGCAGAACUUCCGAAAGAACCAGAAAGGCAUAAUGAGACAGACUUCAAAAGGAGAAGACGUGGGCUAUGUUGCAAGUGAGAUCACAAUGAGUGACGAGGAGCGGAUCCAGCUGAUGAUGAUGGUCAAGGAAAAGAUGAUCACCAUUGAGGAAGCUCUUGCAAGGCUCAAGGAGUAUGAGGCCCAGCACCGCCAGUCAGCCGCCUUGGACCCUGCCGACUGGCCUGAUGGUUGUUACCCAACAUUCGAUGGCUCUUCAAAUUGCAAUUCAAGAGAACAGUCGGAUGAUGAGACGGAGGAGUCGGUGAAGUUUAAGAGGUUACAUAAGCUGGUCAACUCCACUCGCCGAGUGAGAAAGAAACUCAUCCGGGUGGACGACAUGAAAAAGCCCAGCACGGAAGGCGGGGAGGAGCACCUAUCAGAGAACGCCCCCGUCUUGGAUGAGAGGGCCGCCCUCUACUCCGGGGUGCACAAGAAACCCUUCUUCUUCGACACCCCACCCGAGAAACCUCUGGGAGAUGAGCCCGACUCGGCCGCCAGCACCUCGCCCUCGUCGGGCAGCCUGGACACCUGGGGCGCGGGGCGGAAGCUGGUCAAGACCUUCAGCAAAGGCGAGAACCGGGGCCUCAUCAAGCCUCCCAAGAAGAUGGGCACGCUGUUCUCCUACCCCGAGGAGGAGAAGGCCCAGAAGGUGUCACGCUCCCUGACCGAGGGGGAGAUGAAGAAGGGGCUGGGGUCCCUGAGCCACGGGGUAAGUACGGAUGGGGUGUGCUUGUAUGACCACCGCCGCAGGCACCACCUCCUGGUGUCCCUGGAGGAGAUCCAGAGCGUCCGCAAGCAGAUCCGCCUGAAGAAGAGCGAGCCGGCCUACUCGUGUUCCAGAGCCUUCCUCUGCCAUCGCCCCUCGCGCAAGGGGGGCCACAGCCUCCCCUGUGACCUGCAGCUGCUGCGGCCCAAAGCCAAAGGGGGAGGCGGCGGCGGGGGCUGCGGCCCACCCGGCAGGAGGGUGCGCGGGCGCCCCUCGGUCAGCGAGUUCAAUAUCACCUACGUGGUGGAGCGGAGCCUGUACAGCCACCUCAACUUGACCCAGCUCGUGCGGCCUGCCCCAGACAGGACCCUGAGCAAGGCCGAGAAGCAGGACCUGAGGCGGUGCCUGCUGGAGGAGGAGGAGGAGGCCAGGAGGAAGUGGGCCGCCACGGUGGACCGCUGUACUAAAAGGGUUCUCUUGAGAAUCCACCAGAAGUCCAGAACCUGCAGCUUCGGGGGCUUCGACCUGACAAACCGUUCUCUACACAUUGGCACGAGCAACUCGGACCCACUGGGUAAAGAAGGGGAGUUUGUGUACAAGGAAGUCAUCAAAUCCCCCACGGCCUCCCGCAUCUCCCUCGGGAAAAAGGUGAAAUCUGUGAAGGAGACAAUGAGGAAGAGGAUGUCGAAGAAGUACAGCGGCUCUGUCUCUGGCCAGGACUCGGGCCUCGAGGGCAUGCCUGGCUCCCCUCCCGCCUCCCAGCCGGAUGCAGAGCACGCCGACAAGCCCAAGCUCAAAGCCGGAGGCUCCGUGGAGAGUCUGCGCAGUUCCCUGAGCGGGCAGAGCUCCAUGAGCGGCCAGACGGUCAGUACCACCGACUCGUCCACCAGCAACAGGGAGAGCGUCAAGUCGGAGGACGGCGACGACGAGGAGCCGCCGUACCGGGGCCCCUUCUGCGGCCGCGCCAGGGUGCACACGGACUUCACGCCCAGCCCCUACGACACCGACUCGCUCAAGCUCAAGAAAGGAGACGUCAUUGAUAUCAUCAGCAAGCCGCCCAUGGGCACCUGGAUGGGCCUGUUGAACAACAAGGUGGGCACGUUCAAGUUCAUCUACGUGGACGUGCUCAAUGAGGAGGAGGAGAAACCCAAGCGCCCAGCCCGGAGGCGGCGGAAAGGGAGGCCCCCCCAGCCCAAGUCCGUGGAGGAUCUGCUGGACCGGAUCAAUCUGAGGGAGCACAUGCCCACGUUCCUGUUCAAUGGCUAUGAAGACCUGGACACCUUUAAGCUCCUGGAGGAGGAAGACUUGGACGAGUUAAACAUCAGGGACCCAGAGCACAGGGCCGUGCUGCUGACCGCGGUGGAGCUCCUGCAGGAGUAUGACAGUAACAGCGACCAGUCUGGGUCCCAGGAGAAGCUGCUUGUUGACAGCCAGGGCCUGCGGGGCUGCUCGCCGAGGGACUCGGGAUGCUAUGAAAGCAGCGAGAACCUGGAGAACGGCAAAACUCGGAAGACUGGUCUCCCGUCCGCCAAGUCGUCGGCCGAGGGCAGCCUUCUGAAGCCUUUCGGGAAGGGCCAGCUGGGCACCUACCCAACCCUGCCGCUGGCCAAGCCGGGGGCCGGCACACAGCCCGGAGAGGCGGGCGGCGCCCCCGCGCCCCAGCUCUGCGUGCCCCAGCCCUGCGCGCCGGCCUCGAACCCAAACCGGAGAAGCCUCCCGGUGACCAUCAUCUGCCGUAGCUGCGAGAGCCUGGACGGCGCCCAGCCCGGGGGGCAGUGGCCGCGCUCCCACUCCCUGGACGCCCUCCAGGGCGAGUCGGAGACCGGCCCGGCCCCGCCUCGCCAGGGCCCGGCGCCCCCCACCCCCAGGGCCCCCGCCGUGCCCCCCAAGUCCAGCCCCUGCCCCCCGCGGGGUGACCCCGCGGCUGACCACGCGCCACCACGGCUACUGACCCAAAGCAAGAGGUCGUCGGAGCCCCAGAAGGCGACGGCGGCUAAGAAACUGGACGGCCCCCCUGCCGCGCCGGCUGUGCCCCCCCACGCCGACGCCCCACCGCCCCCCGCGGCUAAGCCCGCGUUGACAAGGACCUCCCUCGACGGCACCCGAAGAGGGCACGGCCCCGAAGGACCUUGCCAGCCCCUCCCCGGCGGCAGCGACGGGCCCGAGCCCGAGGGCAGGGCCCCCCCGGCCAGGAACCCGGCGCAGCCGCCCCCGGUGCCCGCCAAGAAGAGCCGCGAGCGCCCGGCUCUGGCCAACGGGCUCCCCGCGCCCGACGCGCCCGGCCUGCCCGCCAAGAGGACCCCCGGCGACUGCCCGCGGCCCCCCGGCAGCCCCCCCAGCGCCCGGCCGCCCCCCUGGCUGGCAGAGCUGCCCGAGAGCACCAGCCUGCAGGAGCACGGCGUGAAGCUGGGCCCCGCCGCCGCCAGGAAGGUGCCCUGCGCGCGGCCCGUCCACCUGGAGACGCUCACCGAGGACAAGCUGCGCGCGGAGGGCAUCGACCUCACCGAGGAGCCCUACUCCGACAAGCACGGCCGCUGUGGCAUCCCCGAAGCCCUGGUGCAGAGAUAUGCAGAGGACUUGGAUCAGCCCGAGAGAGACGUGGCAGCCAACAUGGACCAGAUCCGGGUGAAGCAGCUCCGCAAGCAGCACCGCAUGGCGAUCCCGAGCGGCGGCCUCACGGAGAUCUGCAGGAAGCCGCUGUCCCCAGGCUGCGUCUCGUCCGUGGCCGAGUGGCUGGUGUCCAUCGGGCUGCCCAUGUACGCCGGCGCGCUCACACAGGCCGGCUUCUGCACGCUGGGCCAAGUGCCUUCUCUGUCCCACUCUUGCCUUCAGGAGGCUGGCAUCACAGAGGAGAGGCACAUCAGCAAGCUCGUGUCCGCAGCCAGACUCUUCAAACUGCCACCCGGGCCCUAAGGGACCUCCCUGGACCAGAGGCCCCUUGUCACUGUGCUGUCAACUCGGAGGCGAACCCGCCCUCGUGGGACCUUUGCAAAUUCCCCAGAAACAGGCACCGGGUGCGGCCAGAGAACGGGAGCCUGCCACGGGACAGAUGAGCCUCUCUUCUCCACUACAACCCCCCCCCGCCCCACCCCCCCAGGACAGGGAAGAGGUCCACCCCCCGUCACACAUACACAGAGAGAAGACAAGCACUUAUUUUUGUUUUAAGAACACAGGAUGAACCACGAUGCCAAGUUGCCACAAACGUGGUACCCGGCCGCUGUGUGCUGGGUGGGGGCUGGGGGCAAGUGGCAGGGUGGCCCCACCCCUUCUCUGUCACUCCACAGGAGCCCCCCUCCCCCCAUCCAGUCCCUCCGUGCACCUUAGCUGGGCCAAAAUACCAGACUCGGGGGGAUUCUACUCUAUUCACCACGCCCAUUUGUUCAUCAGUAAAACCCGGCUGCAUUCGGAAACAAAACAAAAAAAGUCCUGUUCUCCUUUAGACACAAGAGACAUUUUAAUAAUUGCUUUCUUGCAAUCAGCUUUUAUUUGCCUUAAUAUGAGCUUUUACGCAGUUAAUCUAACUCGUGUUCACUGCCCUCGUGUAACCAUAGUCCAGAUCUCCAGCUGAAACUGCCGUCUACCCCCGUCUGGGCUGGGGGCCCCCCCACAACAUGGGCUUUUCUCUUUCUCACUCUAACCAGGCUGAUUUUUGUAAGUUGUUGUUGUUGUUGUUGUUUUUCCUUUUUAACAGGCACAAUUUUCCUGUUGGCUUUUGGUUUUGAAACUUAACUACAAAGCCAGGAGAAGCUCUCAGAAAUUCACAAAGAAAUGUGUAUGUGUAUGUGUGUGCCUAUGUGGUGUGUGUGUGUGUGGGGGGGGGGUGGAGAGAGAGAGAGAGAGAGAGAGAGAGAGAGAACUAUUUCUCCUUUUGCCCAGUUGAGCAUUGGUUCCAUAUUGGUCACAAGCUGUGUCAAAUUGGCCAUGACCAUAGUGAAAUGCAGUCACAGCUAACAGAUCACCUUUGCAAAAAAAGUUCUUAUGAGGAUAAAUAUUUUUUCAGAAGCGAGAGUCAUUAAUGGAAGGUCUGUUUUUUUUUUGGUUCUGUUUUAUGAUUAAGACCACCGCUACCCUUCAUUUAUUUGGGUAAUUCUUUUAAUUCAAAUAGAGGGUCACUGGAGCCAAACCAACCACCUUAGCAUUUCAGGAAUGGCCUAUUUUCUAUUCACUUGUUUUCCAGCUGAUGUCAGCCUCGGCUGUUCUCUUUUUCAUUCAUGUCCGACCUUUCUAGUAUGUCAGCAUUGGGAUCACUAUGUCAUGGAAGGUUUCCAUUGCUUAUGAACUGAUCCUCUCUUCGCUUCCGUAUGUGAAUCCCAGGCUCGGAGAGCAGUCUUUCCCAGCAGGAACUCUCGGACCCCAAAGCCUGGAUGAAAAAGUUCCCAAAGUAUUCAUCUCCUUAUAAAAACCGGUCAUUUCCCUCAGGGAAGAGAGAGCGAGGUCACUCAUGACAAAGCCAUCUUGAGCCUUUGUUUCUGCAGAAAAGGACAAUCUCAGGUGAUGUGGGGCUCACGCAUGGACCUGCAUUUUCUAAAGGAGAUGUUUCUUCCAUGAGCUUCGAUUUCUUCAAGAUGCUCCAUGGAGAGGGGGUACAAAUGCCAGACACCAAAACUGCCAAAUUCCUAUUGAGCCCCAACUCAUAGCUAACAUGUCUUAUGCAGGGCCAUGCGUGACCUUCCCCGGAAUGGGACCCAUUUGUAAAGUAUUGACCUGACUGCUGAAUAUUUUCAGGACCAGGGGGGUCGGGUGCUGUAAACGGGUCUCCUCAUCCUGACCCAAGUCUCCUUCUCCAGACUCGACCUUCAGGGGAUCAUGCCCCAGGUGGGAGCUGAGCGCACAGCCCCCUGGGAAAUAUGCACUAGGUUAAAAAGGGGUUGGGGAGAGCGUAUGCCAAUCUCCAAGGGUUAGUUCAUUUUCUGUGGAAGGUUUUCGCAGAAGGAGUAAAAGUGGCAAGAGAAAGGAGAACUUGGUGCAUCUGAGGCUUUGAAAAUGCCAGUGUGUCUGUGUUACCUUUUGGAAUUCAUCGUUUCUGCCGCGAAAAAGCAAAUUCAGGAGUCCGUUUUCGUCGUAAGAUUUUUAGAUGCUGAGACGUUCAAAGUUGAUUUUAUUGUGCUUCUUGUUUUAAUGUUUAAAAAAAUUUUUAGUCGUUGUUGGACUAUCUUUGCUAGAAAACUGUGUGUGUGUGUGUGUGUGUGUGUGUGAGAGAGAGAGAGAGAGAGAGAGAGAGAGAGAGAGAAAGAGAGGGGGGGGGAGAGAGAGAGAGAGAGCUGACAGGUGGUUUGGGGACACCAGUAGAUGUCACAGCGAGUCAGGUGGAAGCUUGGGCAAGGUUCCAUUUUCAUCAGUCGACCUUUGUACAGAAUGUUAAGAAACAGUCUGAAAAUGAUCUUUGAAAAGCACAAAAGAAAUCUGGGAAAGCAGUUUGGCUCAGGUAGCUACACAUGGCCUGUGUGUGAGUUGUGACUUUUGAAAGCCGUCUGGAAGGAAUUGCCACCCACCCCAGCAACUGUUGACAUUCCGCAGAGACAAGAGGCAGAUGGAUUCUCACGGCCUUGCCUUAGGCGGAGGCCCCUCGUCCUGCCUCAGACCCCUAGCACGGGUGAAAUGGGAAACGCUGCGUCUGUCGCAGACCCACUCCUCACGUAGCGGAGUUCGCUUUCGUAACUGCAGCCAAGGACAUCGGUGUGGCCAGGCAAUGCUGCGUGUGCGUGCUGUUUGAUUUUAAGAGGAAAAGGAAAAAAAAGUAGCCCAAGUUAUCUUAAUUUUUAAAUUGAUAGAGAAACCAGUUGAGCAAGUUAUAUAACAACUAACAACAUUGCACUUUCUGUAUAUGAAAUCAAUAUUUAAAUAACUUAUUUUUCUCCAUUGCUGUUCUUAAACAUUGUAAGUAGCUGUAAUAUACCAGUACCAAUGUUCUUGCAAUUGCUUCGGCCCGAGAAAGCUGUGUAUUGUUUUAAAAAUUGUAAAAAUUACUGUGAUGAUUCAUCUAGCAAAAAAGAAAGGUGGACAAAAGGGUUUUCCUAUGUAUCAAAACUUGUCUAUAAUUAUGUCAUCUAUGUACCUAGGGGGGGGAAAAAAAGCAAAUAAAUUUCUCCAGUUGA